AUGCGAGAUGAAGGAGGCGUGGCAAAAGCCUCGAGCUUCGGCAGAUCCCCACCGGACAUGCUGCCGCUCAACCCGCCCGCCAAGCGACCACCACCAACACCCACAGCACCAGCCCUACCGUGCCCGGCACCAUCCACAGCAGCAGCGCCAAAAGCAACCCCACCAGCUACAUCAGCAGCCAAAGCGGAAAAUGCACCCGCAAAGCCCGCAGCAGAAGCACCUGCCAAGCCCAAGCCACCAGCACCCCCAGAGUCCACAGCAGCACCCGAACCCAAAGCCGUAGCACCUGCCAAGCCAACCCCCCCAGCACCCCCAUCCCAGACCACGGCACCCGCAAAGCCCACUGCACCCGCCAAACCAAGCCCACCACCGCCACCCGAGACCACAGUCGCACCAGCGAAGCCUCCACAGGCCAAGCCCUCUGCACCUGCCAAUCCCGCCACGACCUACACAGUGCUGCAAAAGGCUACACCACCAGAGCCACCAGCACCCGAGGCCGCCGCACCUGUGAAACCCACAGCACCCUCCGCAGCUAAAGCCACAGCCAAGCCCAGCCCUCCAAAGCUGCCGCAGCCAGCCACCGCUGAGGGUAUUCCUGGAGGAGUGAAAUCUGCACCCGCGCAUCCGGCUGAAGGCGCAGGUAUUCCUGGAGGAUGGAGAUCCGCAUCCACGCAUCCAGCCGAAGGAGCAGGCGAAGCAUCGGAGCAAGAUGCGAAGCCCGGAGGGAGUCAUGCUGCUGCUGAGUGGCUCAGAAGCCGGACGUUAGCACAAGGUUCCGGGAUGGCGAAAGCCGCCCCGCCAUUUCUGCCGAUCCCUUCUUCGACCCUGCCCUUCAAAGCAGCGCCGACGCAAUCCAGGCCGCAGCUUCCCCCCAGCCUUGCCCAGCAAGAGCCGCCUUACAAGGCGGUGCCAACAGCCAAAAGCUUUGAGCAGCCAGGGCAGUUCACCCGAGACUCCUCCCCGGAUGCGUCGCCUCAGAAUCGCAGCGCAUCCCACUCGAACCCGACGCUGCUUCAAAGCGGCAAGGCAGCACAGCGCCGACGCGUGCUGCCAGCGGGCGAGAAGGAGCUGAACCCCAAGGUGCUCCGUGAGGCCAGCUGGGCCAGCGAGCGGCUCAAGCCGCUGCUGGAAUUCCUGGGCAUGGCAGAGGAGCUGAGAGGUCAGAGCAGCCUCCACUGUUGCCAGAGGGUCGCUGAGCGCUUCAACAAGGAGGUGCUGCAGCUGGCAGAGCAGCUUUCUAGCGAUCGCGAGCUGGCGCGUCUCUUCCAGACAGUGGCAUCCCAGCACAUGGGCAACAGCCACACCCACGAGGUGCGUACCACCCCAUCGCCGAUCCUUACGAAGUUUCUCUGCAUGUGCCUGUCUUAUGACAGCUGCACGGCCGUCCUGACGAGGGAGGACAUGAUGCUCAAGCGCGUCAUGAUCUCCGGGGAGCAAUUGUUGGCAGCGGCCAUGCUCUCGGUGGCGAAGGUCCAGGGGCCAGUGGUCAUUGACACUCCCAUUGGCUACACCUCUGGUCCCUCUCUGCAAGCGCAGGAGGCCGAGAUCUCGAAACGAGAGAGGAUCAUCCAGGAGUGCCAGUCGGAUCAGCUAUUUGAAUGGGUUCACGCUCUGGCCACCAUUCUGCUGGUCCGCGAGAAGCCCAUCACAGUUGGCCUCGGGCCUCGGAACUGGCUAGUCUGUGGCAGCACCGCCAUGACGGCCAAGCUAGUCAUGUCAGGAGACGGCAGGCUGACAGUCUCAUUGGGAGAAGGCACCAGCUACAGAGAGCUGGACGGUGUGACGUCCUACUUUGGUGGAGUCAUUGGCUCCUUGUUUAGGAACAUGUGGGACCGUGUGGAAAUGGAUGCCAUCCUCGAGACCGAUGGCAACUUUGAGAUCGUCGCGUCCACGGUCAAGUCCAUGUAUGACCAAACCUGCAGGUCCUGUGGCAUAGUCAAUCGACUCAUCAUUCACAUGCCCGUGGAUGGUGUAGUUAAAUGCGUUAUGCGCAUUGACCAUAGGAUUGGGGACACGGUGGGCAAGACGAACUAUCUCUCCCAGCAGAAGCGGCUUGCCGAGGCCAAGAAUACCAAUCCGGCUGACAAGCGCCACCGGGACAACAGCGACUGGCAGGAGUCGGGAUGGAGUCAUUCAAGCUGGUGGCAGGGCUACUAUGAACAAGAUCAAGGAGAUCAAGACUACUCCUCAUCGUCCUCGUGGCAGUGGCGUGAGAGGUAG
Symbiodinium sp. CCMP2456 is the source of this 2220-nucleotide messenger RNA. Lineage: Eukaryota; Dinophyceae; Suessiales; Symbiodiniaceae. The record is from the annotation of a GenBank genome assembly.